AUGAACGGGAAUUCGUGGGCCGCUGGUCCUGCCAUGCCUACCGGCCCUCGUGAUCAGGGUCGCUACGAUCGCGAACCCAUGCGCGAGCGCGACAGCUAUCAACCGGACCGCCGAGAUCGCGACCGUGACCGGGACCGAGACCGCGAUCGUGAAUCCGGUUUCGGUGGAGAGCGCGCGAGUAUGGCAUUCGCGCCUUCCAACGAGCUCCAAUUCGCAAAUCCGAACGACGCUGUGCUUGCCUUCAACAAGUUGCUCAAGCAGCUCAAGGUCCAACCUGACUGGGAGUGGACGCGUGCUGUUCGCGUCGGUAUCAAGGAUCCCAAUUGGCGCGCAAUUCCCGAUCCAGAAAAGCGUGAGGAGGCCUUUCGGAAGUAUUGCGAGGAUCUCCGCGCCGAGGAGAAGAACAAGGAACAGGAUCGCCAGCAGAAGCUGCGUUCCGACUUCAUGGCAAUGCUGCGCUCCCACCCGGAAAUCAAGCACUAUACGCGGUGGAGGACUGCACGUCCCAUCUUGGAAGACGAGACGAUCUUCCGGUCUGCCAAGGACGACAAUGAGCGUCGGCGACUAUUCGAGGAAUACAUUGUCACUCUCACGAAAGCCAACGCGGAGCAGGAGAAGGAAGACAAGAGGACUGCUUUGGACGGCCUGAUGGGGCUGAUGCAAACUCUUGACCUAGAACCCUUCACUCGCUGGCAUGCGGCCGAGGAACAGCUCAAGGAAAACAAGGCGUUCAACAGUGACAAGUUCCAGCCACUCCAUCGCUCAGACAUGCUCAACACUUUCGAGAAACAUAUCAGGCAGCUCCAGCGGGAUCACAACGAUCGAGUCCAAGCCGAAAGGCGCGAAAAACAGCGCAUCGAGCGGAAGAAUCGAGACGGCUUCAAGCAGCUCUUGCAGGAGCUUCAAACGGAUGGCAAACUCAGGGCGGGCACGAAGUGGAAAGACAUCCAUCCCCUGAUUCAAGAAGACCCUCGAUAUAUCGCGAUUCUAGGGCAAGGUGGAUCACCACCACUUGAUUUGUUUUGGGAUGCCUUGGAGGUCGAGGACCAAAAGUUCCGUACCCUACGCCGCUUCGCUUUGGCUGUGCAAGAGGUAAGUCUUCUCCAGUUCCUAUAA
Molecule: messenger RNA, 1116 nt
Organism: Didymosphaeria variabile
Lineage: Eukaryota; Fungi; Ascomycota; Dothideomycetes; Pleosporales; Didymosphaeriaceae
Product: U1 snRNP protein
Exons: 2
Coding region: 1-1116 (371 amino acids)
Biological process (GO): mRNA cis splicing, via spliceosome
Cellular component (GO): U2-type prespliceosome; U1 snRNP
Molecular function (GO): RNA binding
Source: RefSeq, a predicted model, not a curated record